Molecule: messenger RNA, 431 nt
Organism: Capsella rubella
Lineage: Eukaryota; Viridiplantae; Streptophyta; Magnoliopsida; Brassicales; Brassicaceae
Exons: 1
Coding region: 25-297 (90 amino acids)
Source: RefSeq, a predicted model, not a curated record
UCUUUCUUCUACGAGCUUGUUCCGAUGAAGACGGUCACCGGAAGAGUUUACUGUGCCAAGCCAAUCUCUCUGUCUAAGGCGGCUACGCUUCUCUCUGGAUUCGUUUCCUCCGAGAAUGGCGCCUCUCAAGAUGUUAGCGCGUACCUCCGACGAUCCUCCGGUGCCUUCACCGAAUUAAAGAGCUUCCACAGGGAGAUUAAAUCGAAGGAGACGAAGCUAAGAUCCAAUAAGAAGAGGAAAAGUGAUGGGGAGAGAACGAGCAAUAAAAAGAGGAAAUCCAAGGAGAUUGAUGCUUGAAGUUAGUUUGAUUUUUAUACUGAAACUAAGCAAUCUUAAAGAUGUCACUUGGUGAUAAAGAUAUGAUUUUGUAGAACACUCUUCUUUGUUACAGUUUGAUGUUAUUUGUCUGCCUAAGUUCAAACUUUUGAUUA